AUGAUUGGAUGGGCACGUAUUGCUUUCACUACUCUGCAUAAUAUUAUCAGUCCAGCAGUUCGAAUUUCCAUUUCUACUAAACGCCAUGCAGGAAAUAUCUCCAGCUCUAUUAAAACCAUGAAUAAUGCAAAGCGUUUUACAAAGCCACCCAAGGGUCGUUUUCAAGCAGUCACUCUAACAGACAGUGCUCUGGCUCGCGUGAAGGAACUUAUGUCUCAACAGCCCGACGCUCUCGGCCUUCGAAUCGGUGUUCGAACCCGUGGAUGCAACGGUCUUUCCUACACGCUCUCCUUCUGUACAGAACAUCAAAAAGGUGAUGAAGUUGUCGAACAAGAUGGUGUGAAAAUCUUUAUCGAUCGAAAGGCCCAACUAACUCUCCUCGGCUCUGAAAUGGACUACCAAAAAACUCUUAUUGCAAGUGAAUUUGUCUUUAAUAAUCCCAACAUUAAGGGUACUUGCGGUUGUGGUGAAAGCUUCUCUAUUUAG
Molecule: messenger RNA, 486 nt
Organism: Rodentolepis nana
Lineage: Eukaryota; Metazoa; Platyhelminthes; Cestoda; Cyclophyllidea; Hymenolepididae
Source: the annotation of a GenBank genome assembly